CUGACAUUCCUGCACGAGCUUAAAAGUUCACAUGUAUGAGUGCCAGAAAGGAUGAAUGUGAACUCCCAAAUGUUUUGGGGUAAAAUGUAAUGUGACUGGUUACGACAUGUGUGAAUGUGGCAAUGCAGUCUUCGGACUUGUGUUGCACUACCAAUCGGUACAGUAGAUGGCGCUAUAACCCCCUCACUUGUUCACCGUAUCACUGGACACGACACACUGCACGGCACAUCUCUCGCAAACAAGGGAGCUAAACCGAGGCUGCAGGAUGGCCAUCUCCACGCUUCAGUCCUUCAACGUCUUCCUCACGGAGAGGUUGACCGCGGCAGCGGGGGACAUCUACGGAUUCGUUGAGAAGACCAUCGUAGACUACCAGGAGGAGGUGUACCAAACGAAGCUGGAGAACCAGCGGUUGCAGCGGCUGCUGGACUUGGUGUACAAACCCGAGAUCAGGCUGCGCAGGGCAGAUGGCGAACAGCCGACUGCGCCGAUUUCGGUGGAGGAGACGGCCCCUAAACUGCAGGAGUGGAGCCCGAGUGCGUGCCAGGACCAGCCGGGACCCUCCCAGGAGCCAGAGGAGCACGAGGAGCCGAAGGAGGAACUCUGGAUCAAUGGGACAGAGGAGCAACCGGCGGCGGAGGACAGCGACGACGGGGAUGCCUUGACGAAAGAACUCAUCAAAACAGUGCAGCAGUUGGAAGACUGUAGAGCAGCGGAGGAAGGCAGAGAGCCAGAGCGAACCCCCGCGGAGGAUUCUCAAGAGAAGACCAGUACCACCUUGUACCGGUGCCACGUGUGCAACUACAUAUUCACCAAAAAGUCAGUGCUUACAUGGCACCUCAAGACGCACGAGAGCAAGUCACAUGACGGCAAAGGAAACUUUGACUGUCACAUAUGCGGCAAGCACAUCCCCUGUCAGAGCAAUCUGCAGAACCACAUGAGGGUCCACACAGGAGAGAGACCCUACAGCUGCCAUUUCUGUGGCAAGUGUUUCAAGCUGAAGGGACACAUGACGGAACACAUAAGAACUCACACGGGAGAGAAGCCUUUCAGCUGCCACAUCUGCGGCAAGUCUUUCAACAGAGGUUCAACUUUGAGGAAACACGUCUUAGCCAAACACAAAGAGGAGAGGCCGUACAAAUGCGGGGAUUGUGAGGAGUUAUUUACUGAGAGGCUGCUGAUGAAGAGGCACAUGCGAAGGGUUCACGGAGUGAAAUUGUCCACCAGUCAAAGUCUUGCCUAGAACUUCAGAGCAGAAUGGGGAAGGAAGCUUGGUGUCUUUUUAAAAGUUUUGAUGCUAGCGCCAGUUUUGGUACCAAAAUGUUUUUCAAAAUGUUGCUGAAUAUUCUAAUGACAUUUACGCCGCGUUCCUUUUUAUCCACAGAAAGCCAAAGUGCUUAAAUGCUUAAAUGUCGUCUAACAUAAAUAAUCUUACUUUGCUUGAAUAAAAUACCAUCAAGGAUUGGAUCAUUUUGUUUCAAUGGGAUAGUUGUGACAAUGUAUGAAAUACAAACGUAUUGCCGCCAUGCAAUGUUUACACUCGCCUGGGAAGUGCGCCCAAAGUUUGGGAUAGUUUAGACGUGACCGACAUUUCGUUUCAUUCCAUUCCCUCUGUGCUUAUAACCCGUGUCGGUUAUGAAUAUGACCACUAGAUUUUCAUCCUGCAACAUGAAAGAAACUAAUUUACUUUACAAAUAUAUAACAAAUGGCUGUGGUCCUUUUAAUUGAAUCUACUUUAAACAUCUUUGUAAAUUGUAUUAAUAACAUACAACUAGUACUUAUGUUGUACUGUAAAGGUGUUUUAUUUCUUUAUACUGUAUAUACAUUGUACAUAGUAUUUAUUUUUGCCAAAGAUUAGUCAUAUUUUGAACAUGUUGUAAAACACCAUAUGUAAACACAAAAAUAUAAAGCAAAAAAAAGGCGUGACACUAUAUGGGAAAAUGCAUCACUGUCGGCUUUUUCUUUCUUUUGCACGUAGCUCAUGUGUGUAAUGAAGCUGUAUACGAGUAAUUAGAGAUACGCAAUUGGUGUGGAAAAUAACUAAUUAAGAACGGUGUCAGUACCAAUGCUUCUAUAUGACAGACAGGCCAUCAGCGAGGAGACUAUCUAUUGACUUAUCGUUAAAGCUCGUCAUUGGUGCCAACAGGUCAAAUAACCAACAACCACACAAUACAAUAGAAAACAGAACACCAAAACAAGGCAACACAAAAAGCCAGUCUGUUUUAGCACAUAACUACUCUUUUAUUGGAAAUGACUGACUUUCAGAGCAGAUAUUUAUACAUGAAUCAUAUCAGUACAGAUACAUUUCACAUUUUCCUACCCAUCAACAAUCAAAGGGUUUGACUUUGAAAAUAUUGUGGACUCUGAUAAAAAAAAAUGUCUGUGGGUCUGCAGUUUAAUUACUUUACUUUAAUUACUUACUAACAGAAUUAACAUUGCCAAACAGCCCAAUGCCUGCUGUUGUGUUGAUGCUGUCCAAAUGUGGUGUUUUGGAGACAUAAGCUGAUACAAAAAAAAUGAUUUGGGGCAGAAUCUUUUAAAAAAGCAAUUUGCGUAAAUCUGAACCCCAUCUAAGCCAUUUGAAAUGUUCUCAGGUAACUGUGAAACUCUUUGUGUCUAAUUACACGUCACUAUGGGUAAUCAAUUUAGCUAAAUACAAUUAUUUUGGCUUAACUUUAAAAAAUAUCAAGCCAUAGACCUCUAUACAUGUUACCCAUCCUGAUUAACCCAGUCGUCUGUACAACUAUAGGGGGCAGCAUUCCAGCAGCUAUCAUCUGACUAAAGCCUAAAACCAGGAAUCAGGAAUUAGGAACAAGGAAUUUGAGAUGGCAGUUCGUGCUGGACAGUAAGACAACGAGAUAGUAGACAUCAAGUCAAUUAAUCAUAUAUCACAAGAGUUUUUUCAGCAAUAUGAUGAU
Molecule: messenger RNA, 2915 nt
Organism: Pungitius pungitius (ninespine stickleback)
Lineage: Eukaryota; Metazoa; Chordata; Actinopteri; Perciformes; Gasterosteidae
Product: oocyte zinc finger protein XlCOF19-like
Exons: 2
Coding region: 266-1240 (324 amino acids)
Biological process (GO): regulation of transcription by RNA polymerase II
Cellular component (GO): nucleoplasm
Molecular function (GO): DNA-binding transcription repressor activity, RNA polymerase II-specific; RNA polymerase II cis-regulatory region sequence-specific DNA binding
Source: RefSeq, a predicted model, not a curated record